Artibeus jamaicensis (Jamaican fruit-eating bat) is the source of this 1115-nucleotide messenger RNA. It is a transcript of the gene PEMT, whose product is annotated as phosphatidylethanolamine N-methyltransferase. The transcript is spliced from 8 exons. The coding region runs from base 119 to 886 and encodes 255 amino acids. Gene Ontology annotation, molecular function: phosphatidylethanolamine N-methyltransferase activity. Lineage: Eukaryota; Metazoa; Chordata; Mammalia; Chiroptera; Phyllostomidae. Gene Ontology annotation, biological process: phosphatidylcholine biosynthetic process. The record is from RefSeq and is a predicted model, not a curated record.
GGCUGCGCUUCCCGGGCGCAAUGAGGCCGGUCCUAGAGGCCAGUGUCUGCCGCGAGGCCCCUACGUGGUCUGGCCAGGCCCCUGGUUGAGAGAAUCUGUGGGCCUGGGAGCAGAGCCAAUGAGCAGCUCCCUGGCAGGGCCCGACUGCUGCGGAGGACUCGACAAUAUUGACUUUAGGAAGGCAGACCUCUACGUUAUGACCUGGCUGCUGGGCUACGUGGACCCCUCAGACCCCUGCUUUGUGGCUGCCAUCUUCACCGUCAUUUUCAACCCGCUCUUCUGGAAUGUGAUGCCUGCGCCACUGCCGCUGCCCUGCCUCGGACCUCCCCGCGCCCAGCCGUGGCCGACCCCGUUGUGUUCUUCGACAUUGCUGCUGAUGGUUGCAAGAUGGGAACAGAGAACCCGAAAGCUGAGCCAAGCCAUGGGCUCCCCCUACCUGGCCUGCUACAUGCUGGGCGGGGUCAUCUUGCUCCUAAAUGUCCUGCGCUCACACUGCUUCACACAGGCCAUGCUGAGCCAGCCCAGGAUGGACAGCCUGGACAGCCCUGUGGCCCACCUGACGGGCCUGCUGCUCCUGGGGGUUGGCAGCGUGCUGGUGCUCUCCAGCUUCUUUGCACUGGGCUUCACCGGGACCUUCCUAGGUGAUUACUUCGGGAUCCUCAAGGAGUCCAGAGUGACCACGUUCCCGUUUAGCGUCCUGGACAACCCCAUGUACUGGGGCAGCACAGCCAACUACCUGGGCUGGGCCAUGGUGCACGCCAGCCCUGCUGGCCUGCUGCUGACGGCGGUCGUGGCCCUCACCUAUGUGGUCGCCAUCCUGUAUGAGGGGCCCUUCACCGCUGAGAUCUACCGGCAGAAAGCCUCCCAGCCUGACAAGAGGAGCUGACUGGGCCAUACCAAGGGUCUGCUCCUCCUGGCCCGACCUUCCACCCACAUGCCUAGUCCAGGAGGGCGUAGUGCCCAGCCACUGCUCAGUGCCUGCUUGGCCAGGGCCACCCCAGUGCCUUGGGAAUUGCUGCCUUGGGGGCCAUGGACAUGCUGCUGGGUAGCCACUGAGCCCUUGCCCUGCUGCCCCCUCCAUGUUUUAACUCACCAAUAAAGGUCCCCCUACCCCA